AGAAUCCUAACGGUCAAAUUUUCAAGUCCCUGGAAUCAGAUUCCUCAAAUUUCCUUCCCCGUUUUCUUCUCCACAUCCUAACCUCUCUGUACAAAACAUCUCUCACUCUCAUGAAGACUACCUUUCUCCUUUCUUUUGAAAAACAAAAGCAAGAAACUUUUACAUACAAGUCAAGUCAAUAGUGCCUAAUAAUGGGGUGCUCCCUUUUCGCUUGUUUCACUGCUUGUAAGCAUGGAAAAUGUAGACAUUUGGUGAAUGUAACUCCAUCUAAACCUCAUGAUGAUGGAGCUACUGAAGCUUCGAAAGUUCAUGAACCCACAAAGCAAGAGGGAGUUCCUCAGGUGCCCAUUGAGCCCAUUUUGGAAUCAAAAGAGAAUCUUGAGGAGCAAAUGCGCUGCAAUGAGAAAAGGAAAUUGACUUUUAAUUUCAAUGUCGAAACCUACGAGGGUUUAUCAACUGAUGAAGAAGUUAUCAUCAACGUAGUAGAGUACAAAGAAGAAGAGAGAAAGUCUGAAAACAAAGAAGAAGAACCAUCAAACAUGAACAAAUCAGUUUCUAACGUGGUUGCAUCAAAUGUCGGAUGUUAUCAUCCAAAUAACAGAUAUCAAAAUCGAGUUGACGAAGAAGAUUAUGAAGAUUUGGACUUGGAAGCUAGUGAUUUAAAUGAAGCUGUUCAAGUAUUGAUUCAAGAAGAGCCAUCCGAGUCUUUGUUUUCAAUAUCAAUUGAUUCAAGAAAACAGGUGCAUGGAGCUGAAUUGGGUGAAAAGGAGGUUAGUAGUCCCAUGCCAAAAGGUGAGUCACCACCUAAGGAGGAACCUAAACUAGAGGGGUCCAAUCAAGAUGCUCUAGUUAUGUCUCGGUUUGAUGACCCCGUUCUGAACCCAGUAGAAAAUCUAAUUCAAUGGAAAGAAGCCAAAGCAAGAGCAACCUCACCAUGGCAGCAUGAAGACAAGGAAAAUGUCAAUGUAGAGCAAGAUUUUGACAAAAACAUUAGUCCGGAGACUAUUUUCAAGUUGUACAAGCAGAAGAAGCUGGUGGAUCAAGAAAUUGCAGUGGAUACUAGCUUAUCAAGUUGGUUGGCCACACCGCCAAUGUCCAAGGGUAGCCCUAAUUCAGUUGGGAACACGCCAUCUGCAAGGAGUUGUUCGCCAAGAAGUCAUGAAGAUAGGCCUAUUUUAGGAGCUUUGACAGUUGAGGAUCUUGAACAACAUUCUGCUUCUAAUACUCCAAGGCGGUCAAGGAGUUUGACUCCUGUAGAAACACCUCUUACAGGGACUGUUGGAAGCUACUGGAUUCAUACUGGACGGGUUGUGGAAUCGGAUUCAGGCUCUUCCAGCAAAGGAAUGCUUAGAACAAAAAAAGUAGAGGAUGAGAAGCUGAAAUGGAAUUCUAUUCCGUUCGAGGAAAGAUUGGACAGAGCUUUGGAAGGAGCCGUUGCUCAAGUGUAGGAGGCGCCUCAUGCAAUUUUGCUUGUUGCUUUGAUGUUCUGUACCUAUGCAUGCACAUGUUCUGUGGAUUUGUUGGCUUUGCCCCACUUUGGCAUGCAGUAUGCAAUAAUCUGAGAUGCUUGUUAAUAACAGUAGUUUUGUUGAGGAAGAGGAAUUAUUCGAGUACUUGUUACUUCGUUUCCCA
Molecule: messenger RNA, 1632 nt
Organism: Populus euphratica (Euphrates poplar)
Lineage: Eukaryota; Viridiplantae; Streptophyta; Magnoliopsida; Malpighiales; Salicaceae
Exons: 4
Coding region: 192-1448 (418 amino acids)
Biological process (GO): male meiosis II
Source: RefSeq, a predicted model, not a curated record